Molecule: messenger RNA, 6872 nt
Organism: Orcinus orca (killer whale)
Lineage: Eukaryota; Metazoa; Chordata; Mammalia; Artiodactyla; Delphinidae
Gene: DLGAP1
Product: DLG associated protein 1
Exons: 14
Coding region: 906-3872 (988 amino acids)
Biological process (GO): signaling
Cellular component (GO): glutamatergic synapse; postsynaptic specialization
Molecular function (GO): molecular adaptor activity
Source: RefSeq, a predicted model, not a curated record
UGUGGUGUGAGCGCACUUGCGGCCCGGACCUGAGCCGGCAUCACCCGCAGGACGCCGGGCGCCUCCCUGCGGCCCGGGCGCACGUGCCAGGUCUGGGUCAGGGCUGGUGGCCCGCCGUAGUAGCCGGGGCGGGUGGGAGCGCUGGCUCCGGGCAGCGGCCGCCGCCCGCCCGCCGGCUCCCGCGGUUGGGCGGAGGAAGCGCGGGACUCCUCCUCCCCACCGUAUUAACAUGCACCCAGGGGCGGGUGACCAGCCCAGCCUCGCCGCCCCAGUCCGCCGCGUCCCGGCGCUCAGCCGCCGCGCCAGAGGCGAGCGCUGCGCUCCGCGCCCCGCAGUCCCGAGGACACUGCCUCUCUGACAUCUCCGGCCCGGGGGAAUCGGCGGCAUCCGCGGCGGGAGCGGCCGUAGCCCCCUCGGCUCCUCACUCGAGUCCUUCCCAUCGCCUCGCUGGGAUCCUGUCCCGGCCACGGGGACACCUCUUUCGUCCUUCCUCCGAGGCUCGCGGGACCGACGGACGGCCGCGGCGACCGAGGGCCAAACUGCGGGCAGUGGCAAGCACACAGUGAAUGGUGCUUUUGAGCGCCUUCUGUGAUAACCAUUCACACCUUUUCCGGGGACACUUUCUUAAAAGAACCAGCAAGCAUCCAGCUUACUGAGAGAUAAACGCAGAUUCAUGGAGUUGUUGCAGAACAGAUACCUCUUGUCUCACUAAGACUGGAACAGUUGAGCAUCACAUACCAAGAGGGACAUCGGGUUAAAAAAAAAAGAAAACUGCAACGUUUGGAUCUUUUCCUGCUUUAGAAGCAAGAAGAAUGGAAAAUUGAUAAUCAAAGGUCCUUGCGGGAGACGGGUCUGGAACCUAACCACCGGGUGUCCAUGACCCCCGUGGCUGCGCCCCAUCAGCGAUGAAAGGGUUAUCGGGCAGCCGCAGCCAUCACCACGGAGUCACCUGCGAUUCGGCCUGUGACUCGCUGUCGCACCACGCAGACCGCAAGCCAUACCUGCUGAGCCCGGUGGAGCACCACCCGGCCGACCACCCCUACUACACUCAGCGUACCUCCUUCCAGGCCGAGUGCGUGGGCCCCUUCAGCGACCCGCUGGCCAGCAGCACCUUCCCGCGCCGGCACUACACCUCGCAGCAGGAGCUGAAGGACGAGUGCGCCCUGGUGCCUCGCACCCUGGCCACCAAGGCCAACCGCAUCCCCGCCAACCUCCUGGACCAGUUUGAGAGGCAGCUGCCUCUCAACAGGGAUGGCUACCACACAUUGCAGUACAAGCGCACGGCCGUGGAGCACCGCAGCGAUAGCCCAGGCCGCAUCCGCCACCUGGUCCACUCGGUCCAGAAACUCUUCACCAAAUCGCACUCCCUGGAGGGGCCGUCCAAGGGCAGCGUCAACGGGGGCAAGGCCAGCCCCGACGAGACGCAGACUGUGAGGUACGGCAAGCGCAGCAAGAGCAAGGAGCGCCGCCCCGAGCCCAAGCCCCGCAACAACGCUUCCCCAGGCUGGUGGAGCUCCGAAGACAACCUCGACGGCGACAUGUGCAUCUACCACGCCCCCUCGGGCGUGAUGACCAUGGGCAGGUGCCCCGACCGCUCGGCCUCCCAGUACUUCAUGGAGGCCUACAACACCAUCAGCGAGCAGGCUGUGAAGGCCUCCCGGAGUAACAACGACGUCAAGUGCACCACCUGUGCCAACCUGCCCGUCACCCUAGACGCGCCGCUGCUGAAGAAGAGCGCCUGGUCCUCCACGCUGACCGUGAGUCGAGCCCGAGAGGUUUACCAGAAAGCCUCGGUUAACAUGGACCAGGCCAUGGUGAAGUCAGAGUCGUGUCAACAGGAACGUUCCUGCCAGUACCUUCAGGUCCCUCAGGAUGAAUGGACAGGGUACACCCCUCGAGGUAAAGAUGAUGAAAUUCCCUGCCGCAGAAUGCGGAGCGGCAGUUACAUCAAGGCCAUGGGAGAUGAAGACAGCGGGGACUCGGACACCAGCCCCAAGCCUUCUCCCAAAGUUGCUGCGCGAAGGGAAAGCUAUCUCAAGGCUACUCAGCCAUCCCUUACAGAACUCACCACACUCAAGAUUUCCAAUGAGCACUCCCCCAAACUCCAGAUCCGGAGUCACAGUUACUUGAGGGCGGUCAGUGAGGUCUCCAUCAACCGAAGCCUAGACAGCCUUGACCCUGCGGGCCUGCUCACAUCACCAAAGUUCCGCUCCAGGAAUGAGAGCUACAUGCGAGCCAUGAGCACCAUCAGCCAGGUGAGCGAGAUGGAGGUGAACGGGCAGUUCGAGUCGGUGUGCGAGUCGGUGUUCAGCGAGCUGGAGUCACAGGCAGUGGAGGCCCUGGACCUGCCGAUGCCCGGCUGCUUCCGCAUGCGGAGCCACAGCUACGUGCGCGCCAUCGAGAAGGGCUGCUCGCAGGACGACGAGUGCGUGUCGCUGAGGUCUUCCUCCCCGCCGCGUACCACCACCACCGUGAGGACCAUCCAGAGCAGCACGGGUGUCAUAAAACUGAGUUCUGCAGUUGAAGUGUCAUCUUGCAUUACAACAUAUAAGAAGACACCACCUCCAGUCCCACCCAGAACUACCACGAAACCUUUCAUUUCUAUCACAGCCCAGAGUAGCACAGAGUCGGCCCAGGACGCCUACAUGGAUGGACAGGGCCAGCGAGGGGAUAUUAUCAGCCAGUCUGGACUGAGCAACUCCACGGAGAGCCUGGACAGUAUGAAGGCUCUGACAGCCGCCAUAGAAGCCGCCAAUGCCCAGAUCCACGGCCCAGCAAGUCAACACAUGGGCAACAAUGCUGCCACCAUCACCACCACCACCACCGCCAUGGCCACCAUCACUGCAGAGGACAGGAAGAAGGACCACUUCAAGAAGAAUCGAUGCCUGUCCAUUGGGAUACAGGUGGAUGAUGCUGAGGAACCUAACAAAACAGGGGAAAAUAAAGCACCCAGUAAGUUCCAGUCCAUAGGAGUGCAAGUAGAAGAAGAGAAAUGCUUCCGCAGGUUCACUCGAUCCAACAGUGUGACGACGGCCGUGCAGGCCGACCUGGACUUCCACGAUAACCUGGAGAACUCUCUGGAGUCUAUAGAGGACAAUUCAUGCCCCGGCCCGGUGGCCAGACAGUUCUCCCGGGACGCCAGCACCUCCACGGUCAGCAUCCAGGGCUCAGGAAACCACUACCACGCCUGCGCGGCCGACGAGGACUUCGAUGCGGAUUUCGACCCUUCCAUUCUGCCGCCCCCAGACCCCUGGAUUGACUCAAUCACCGAAGACCCCCUGGAGGCCGUGCAGAGGUCAGUGUGCCACCGGGACGGCCACUGGUUUCUGAAGCUUCUCCAGGCGGAGCGGGACCGCAUGGAAGGGUGGUGUCAGCAGAUGGAGAGAGAAGAGCGCGAGAACAGCCUGCCCGAGGACAUUCUAGGGAAAAUCCGAACUGCAGUUGGCAGUGCCCAACUUCUUAUGGCCCAGAAAUUCUACCAGUUCAGAGAACUGUGUGAAGAAAACCUGAAUCCCAGCGCUCAUCCAAGGCCCACCUCCCAGGAUUUGGCGGGGUUCUGGGACAUGCUGCAGUUGUCCAUAGAAAAUAUUAGUAUGAAAUUUGAUGAACUUCAUCAGUUAAAGGCCAAUAAUUGGAAACAGAUGGAUCCUCUUGACAAGAAGGAGCGAAGGGCCCCUCCUCCAGUGCCCAAGAAGCCGGCGAAGGGCCCCGCGCCGCUGAUCCGGGAGCGCUCGCUGGAGAGCUCGCAGCGCCAGGAGGCCCGCAAGCGCCUGAUGGCCGCCAAGCGCGCCGCGUCCGUCCGCCAGAACUCGGCCACCGAGAGCGCCGAGAGCAUCGAGAUCUACAUCCCCGAGGCGCAGACCCGGCUCUGAGGCCCCCGGCCGCCGCGCCCCCGGCCGCCUCCUCCCCGGCGCCCGCCCUUCGCCUUCUUGGCCCGCCCACCCGUGUAGACGCGGCCCCUCUAGGUCACCCGCCAUCCUCCGUUCUCUCGAGCUUGUCUGUCCUUAGAUUCCAGCAAUAUCGAACCAUAGGGUAUCUCAGAAAUCCAGGAUCCCGGGGUGGGGGGGUCCCCAGGGGGGUGGUCCCCUCGGGACCUCGCGGACUUCCACCCGAAAGAAACUAGGAAACUAGGGCUCCGAUCCCCCUGAUUUCCCCGACACGCUUCCUAUUUGGGCAAGCAGAUGGAACACUUGAUUUCCAACCUCAGAAAUCACACACCCUGUCACCGGAGUCGGGAAGUGACACACCGAGAGGGGACGCAGAGGGGCUGGGGGGCGGGGGACCAGGAUGCGGAGUGGGGGAAAGAGAAGCAAACCCUGCGGGUGCCGGGGGUACCUGCGUCGCUCACAGCUGCAAAACUGCCUCACUCUUGUGUCAUCAGUCACUGCUUCAGAUGUCUCAAUCAGCAGAAGAUUGUCAAUCCGAUCUUUCAGGGAUAUCCAUCUAUUCUGAAAGGCAAUAAAAUGAAGAUAGGCAAGGCAAGACAAAGGAAGCACUGCUAGUUUAAAAGACUACAUAAGGGAUUUUUUCUUUUGUCCUAUUCUUAAGAAAAGUUACACCUGAAGUGUUUUAUCAGCUUUUCUUGUACUAUGUAUAUUAUAUUGUUGUGAUGGUGGUGGUGGGGUCUUUAGGGGAAAGUGUUGGUUCUAUUAAUUUGUUAGUGUCCAUCCUGGGGGCCUACCUAAUUACACAGAGCUAAGUACAUCUCUGCUUACGGAGUGCUGUACAUGGCAGCCGGGCUGCUUUCUGCGAAAAGUUGGGAUUUUCCUAGCAUCCCCUUGGAAUGCUACACAUCCGUCUCUUUUAACCCAGUAGUUCAUACGGCAGACGUCUGUCUUCAUCAGUCUUUUCUCACUGCUCCACAGUCCCAACACACCCCCGAAUAAGGAUUUUGUCCUGUGUCAAACCGGUAAAAUAAGCUUUCUGUCCCAGUAGACAUGCUGCCUCGUUCCAAAGAGCGGCCACUUGUCUUGAGGUCCCAGGUAGAGAGAGAAGAAAUUUGAACUGCGAGGUUCAGAGGCCACAUGGAGGGGGACAGUGUCAUGAUUCCUAAACACUGAAAGAAACCCAGGCUUUUGGCAGAGAAUGUUGAUUUCCGUUUUUAGUCCUGAUGGAUGGCCAGUAUGACUUUUGCAUCCAGCUCAAGUUAUCUUUAAAUGCCCUUACUCGUAGCAGUUUAAGCACUUAGAAUGAGGUGAUCUUAAAUGAUCACUGGCGUUUUAUCCAGCUCCCUAAAGCGUUAGAAAUUACCAUUGAAAAAUGAAAGACUUUUAAAAACAUACAUCAAAUACUCUUGCACCAGAGAUGUUUUUUUUAAAAAAAAAAAACAACAACACUCUCAUAGCCAGGUGCUAAUUUAAUUUUAUUUAAGCAAUUAAGAGAGGUGAUGGGUUCUGGCAACAACUAUUUUCACGGACAUAUUCUAAAACCACUAGAGAAUUCGCUACCUCUCAGAGCCAUUGAUGCUUUGAGCUAUGUUUAUAAACAGGGCACAAAUGUUUACUGCUGUGGUUUACAAGACAAGGGCUACUAACAUUUAAAAACCAACCAACCAACUUUUAACUAGGGUGAACAAAGCACCUUUGAGUGCUUUAUAAAAUUGGAGCAGACAGAGAAUUUGAGCUUCAAGUAUUGCUGGUUUUAAAAAGAAUACACCUUUUCUUUACUCUGUAGCAGCCAAGGAAGGUCACACAAAGUUUGCAUCAAGUAAGGCCAACUGCCACCUUGGGUAGCCUAUGGUCUCAUUCAACCCUGACAGUGACUCGGAACUCAGAUUAACGUGAAGGAAGCCACACCCAUUUGAAGACCAGAUGUCCCCAUCCACAGCUCUGCACCGUGAGGUAGAGAUAAGAUUUGGAUUAAGAAAUAGAUUUCUAAUACGAUUCAAGAUCAUCCUACAAUAUUUUCUUUGCAAACUGGUUUAGCCCAGGAUAUUUUAAAGAGAGACAAGAGAUGGCCUAUUUAUCUUGUCUAUGUGAAUGGUAUUUGUAUAUUCAUAAGCUAUUUUUGGUAAGAAUUUUAAAUCUUUUAGCCGAAGGCCUCCAGGCACCAUGACCUUUGCCUUCCUUGAAAACACCAAUUGUACAAACACUUUAUAGAAGGCUAAUUAUUGAUGUUAAGACGUGAUCCCACAUAAAGCUGCCCGUUAAUCACUUGCCCCCUUAAGCUGACAUCCAUGACCAUAACCUUUGUUACAUUGUUCUUCUGAUGUAAUUUGUAGAAAUGUUUUUUAGUUCAUAUUGGAAAAUGUAUGUACCCUGAAAAAUUACUUAUUUUGUUUAACUUUGGUAUAAAGGUGUUUGGGCAUUUUCUUGGGGAGGGGGGAUUACAAAAGAAGUUUGUCUCCCACAUCAAAAAACGUUAAAAGAAAUUAAGUAUUUAUUAUAUUUUUUGCAGAUGUUUCCAUACAACUCACAUAACCUUUUUGUAAAGAGAGAUGAAGAAAUGGAUUAAAGAUUUUUAAUAUUUGAAAUGGUAAAUAGAACUAAUUUAUUUGUACUAUAUUUCUGUUAUUUAUAGAUGUUUCCUUAAUGUUUUACUGUGCAUUACCACUUUAAUUUAAGCCUUAUCCUUGUGAAUUUACCAUUUCUUUUUUAAAACCUGUCUAGAUGCAUAUUUUAAAUAACUGGAAUGUAAAUCACUAGCAUAUCUGAAUUCCCAAAUGUAAUUUUUAAAAAUUAUUUUGGUUUGGAAAAAAAAAAGAUUCAUUUGAAAGCCUUCAGAUGGAGGGGUGGGGAACAUUUUUAUGGCUUUAUGAAUUGGAAUUUCAUAGGCUUAUCUACCUAGACUGUGUGUGGACAAAAAAAAAUUGUAAAUAGAUGAAUGUUUCCCAUAAUGUAUAAAGAAAUUAAUAAAAUACUUAAUGCACUGCU